UGCCGGUGUGUGUGUGUAGAAGCGGAGGAGGGAGAAAAGUCACCAAAAACCCCGCAGCAAAACAGCCGACGACAACGAUAACGUUGAAGAGAGCCCCGAACAACGAUUCUGUCUGCUGAAUUUGGCCGUGCCUGCGUCUAGGAGCGGUUCGCAUCUCGUAAUCCUCCUCAUCCAGCCGUGCAACCGUGUUUGUUUGGGUGCAGUGACCACUACAGUGUGUGCCGUAUUUCUGUGUCCGUGUGUGUGUGUUUGUGUGUUUUUGUGAGUGCGAUUGUGCAAAAGGGGCUGUCACCAAAUCCCAUUGGUAGAAUUUCUUCCCUAAUUCCCAGCAUAAAAAAACGGGCACGAGUUUGCAGGUGCAAGUGCAGCGUGACAGCGUUACGGUAAAACACACACAGUAAAAAGUGCAGUGAACAUAAAAAAAAAAAAACAAAAAAUACCAAAGUGCGUGUGAGUGUGUGCGUGUAAAAGUGUGAAAUAAAACCACAUUUGGCGAAAUAAUACGGGCAGCGACAAAUCGUGCAAGAGCAAAAAAGCAAAAGCCGGGCACAGAAGUGACCAAAUAUUCACGUGCAGUGCAACAUGCAGCAACCGAGAUACAGUCCGGCACCGCCGCCUCCGGCCGCGCUACGUCCGCAGAUGGUCCCGAGACAUCAGGCAGUACCGAACGGAAGUACUACAGCCGCGCCUCGUAGCGCCUACCCUGGAGCACCACCGCCUGCACCGGCCACGCUAAAGGGUGCCCAGCGACCCGCUAUGACUAGUCCGGCCAGCGGCAUUCCCGGUGCACCGUACAGAGGCACUGCCUGGACGCAGGGUUACGCCCCGACACAACCAACCUACCGAUACACUGCACCGCAGACCUAUGCAUAUACACCACACACGACAACCCAGGUAAGCCUCGCCAGUCACGAUUCAGCACGCUUUGACCCGCCUGCCUGCCUGCCUGCCAGCAGCAGCUACAAUCGGUACGGACAGCGUGUGCCGACAGCAGCGUCGCCCAGCAACACGAACUCGAGCAGCUCGUCCAACACCGGCUCGCAGAGCGGCACCCUGAGCACGAGCCUGAGCAACACGACCAACACAAACAACACGAUGGGUCCUAGCAACACGCCACAGCAGACGGAGCAGCUGUCCAAAACGAACCUCUACAUUCGCGGCCUGCAACAGGGCACGACCGACAAGGACCUUGUCAACAUGUGUGCACAGUAUGGAAACAUCAUCUCUACAAAGGCAAUAUUAGAUAAAACAACAAACAAGUGUAAAGGAUACGGAUUUGUUGACUUCGAGUCGCCGUCCUGUGCCGAGGGCGCCGUCAAAGGGCUUCAAGCGAAGGGCAUCCAAGCUCAGAUGGCCAAAGUGGGUAUCUGGGUGCUACAUAGGCCGGCCAUUGACCCCGCGAUGGUGGUGCCGGCUGAGCAGCAACAGGAGCAGGAUCCUACCAAUCUGUACAUCGCGAAUCUUCCCUUGAACUACAAAGAGACGGACGUGGAGAAUCUGCUGUCCAAGUACGGCCAGGUCAUCUCGACCCGAAUUCUGCGCGAUCAGAAUGCACAGUCGAAAGGUGUCGGUUUUGCGCGAAUGGAAUCACGGGACAAGUGUGAGCAGAUUAUACAGAUUUUCAACGGCACGCUGCUGCCGAACGCGAAGGAACCGCUGCUGGUGAAGUUCGCCGACGGUGGGUCGAAGAAGAAGAACCCGUUCAAGAGCCCGGACCCGAACACGCGAACCUGGCGCGAGGGAGCCGAAGGCAUCCCGGUCACCUACGAUCCGAACAUGCAGCAGAACGGCAUCGGCGUGAACGUCGGCACGCACAUCAACAUGCCGUACAGAGGGUUCAGCACGCCGCAGAUGGGCAGCUAUGCCGUGCCCGGCUCCCAGUGGGUGCCGAGCUACAUGAUGACGCAGGCGAUUGCCCCCGUUGAGGAGCAGGUAAGGCAAUACGUUCAGGUUCCUGCUUCGCACCUGAGCGUCGGCACACCGUACAAGACGGACGGUGUGACACCGGUGCAGCCCCGUGGCGUCUCGAUGAUCAUGUCCAGUGAUAAUCCAGCCGCCGUCCAGUACGGCAUGAUGCCCCAGCUGGCAACACUGCAGAUUGGCUCCUCGCCGAUCCUAUCUCUCCCGCAGCAGCAGUACAUCAGCCCGACAGCCUAUCCGUACUAUCCGACCCAUCCGACGUCGGUCAUCCACACGCUGCAGAUGGGCGACACGGAGCAGGCGAGCACGGCCGCCUCGCCAGACGAAGCGUACACCACGCAGUAUCAGCACGCACCGAAGUAGAUCUUGCCGGUGCCGCGCGUAAAGAUCACACCCACAGGAAGAGGCCAGCCAGCAGCCGCCGCCGCCGCCGCCGCCCUCCCGUAGCCAAGACACAACCACCACCACCACCACCACCAACCACUACAACCACCCAACCAUCACCAUCGCCAACUUUGAAAUGCUGAAACACGAUCGAAAGAGAGAGAGAGAGAGAGAGAAGGAGAGAGCUACGAAACGAUGAACAGUUGCCCAGCAGCAACGCAACAGCAGCAACGCAACCACUCGAUCACGUGUUUCUUUUAGGGCAGUUUAUUUGAAAAGUGCGGUUUUUGUUUGUUUGUUAUCCUUUCUUCACACAUUGGAAGAAUCGAAAGAGCGAAGAUGAUCGCGAGGGUCGCAAAAAUACCCCUACUUCCCCCGUGAGGAUCAUGUACACCGUUCAUGGCUAGCGACGAAGUAGGCAAGAGCACCGCAUACGUAGUAGAUGCAUCAUUUCCACGAAAUGAGAAUGACACGACGUAGUAAGAACAAACACAUCACACACAAACGCGCGCGCGAGCUAAUGAUUGAAGGUAGUAUUAGAGCAGCAGACGUUGAUCGUAGCAGAUCAACUGCUAAGGGGUAUGCAUGAAGGACGCAUUUACCAAAUGAGACGAUGCGCCGUUCACUCGAAAGGGGUAACACUGGAGAAAGCCACACUGAGCCACAACAGCCGCGCGUAAUUGUCCGGGACUGAGGGUGCCACGAGAAAGAAACGCUCUAACGAAAGAGGCAAAGAACGCUUCCGUUCCCUUCACCUCUUUAUUUUUAUUGCGCGCAGAAGGGUAGGCCAAAUAAAUGAAGAUACCUCAAAACACGAUGCCACGCGCAACCGGUGCGCGGUUUGAACCGGCUUACCGCAAACACCGCGCAUGUGCGCACUACGAAAACGAAAUGUAACUAAACGAAUGAAAAAAGCAGCGCCACUAAACGCGCGACAAGACACGAACCCUCCCCGCACGAAUCAUGAUGUAAAGCAGCGAUGAGAUGGCUUACAUCCGGUGUGUUCGGGCCGGUGACAAAACGACACGAUCAGACACCCGCGUAAUGACUGAAUAACUAACUCAAAACUGCGUUUGUUGUCCCUUUCCCCCGAUGCUACUCUCGACAUGCGAAACUGUGGGCACGCUAGCGAUAUGGCGAAGUGGUGUUGUUUCGCCGCCACUUCGUGUUGAGGGGCCCGCGUGCCAUAAGCACGAUGAAAAAGGCUUUUGAAUUUGAACCUGUGCACAUGGCUACUGCUGUGCUCUCGCGAGGGGCACGGUGGUGGAAGCUCAGGGCAAUGCUUGCUUGCUCUGGACUAGUUGAUUGUUGUGCGCGUCUUAAAAAGACUGUCUUAAUCUCGCACGCGCGACCGUAGAGUGCGCAACGAAACUGAAGCCACGCGAUCUUUAAACGAUCAUCCAAAGAAACAGGAACGGUUAGGCUUUGUUCUAAUGCCCAUCAUCAUCAUCGUCACCGCUCAAAAGUAGUUGGUGUAGAUUAUACACAGAUUGAUCGCUUCCAGCGGAGUAAGUGUGUGUUAUUGGUUUCCCCGGGAGCUAACCACCCUCCCAAUGGAAAUGAGGAAAAAAAUCCGCAAAAUAUCCAACCACGCCCCCCCCCUCCCACACGAAAGCUGGAUUGGUUCUGUCUGCUCUUCCCUGUGCUGUUUGUGGGAAAAAUGCGUCGCCCGAGUUUUAGUAGAGUUAAUUUUAAUUUAUUGUUUUUCUUGUUUUCCCCCCCUUUAUUGCCCUUUUUUUCCCUUUUCUGUGUUUUCCAUUCCAAUGUGUGGAAAAUGUGUUUUUGUGUCUUUGUUAAUUUAAAAAAAAAAGAAGAAAAAAGAAUGUCGCGGUAAAACGCGCGAGAAGAAGAGCUAACGGCGGAGCUCUGGGAUUUUUGUUUGUUUUGUUUUGUUUUGUUUUUGGGAGGUACGGAACGAAACAGUGGAGCAGGAACAGUUAGCGUAAGGUUAAACACGUAUAGGGGACAGGGGAAUAUUUGAAAUUUGCGCGAGAACGGGCCGGACAGACGGCAAGCCGCGCCGGCGGGUGUGACGUUGCGUACGAAACUCCGGCGGCGGAAGCUGAAAGCGUAAGAAACUAGUUUAUAUUUUAGUCUCGUAGAACGAACGAUUUAAUGCAGAAGCAAAUUGAUGCAAACCCCCCAAAUGAAAGCGGGACAGAGAGCGGGAAGGGAGCGAAUGAGAAGAAGAGAAAAGAAAAGAACAACACACCCCUCACCACACACUCCUCGGGGUCCGUCUUUUUCUGUGCUUUUUGUGUCGUACUGUGUGUGCAGGUUUGAGGUGGAAGAAGUAAUUAGCAAAGGGGAAAGCGUGCGAAACGAGGGGAAAAACACACACACACUGGGCUUAUUAUUGGAUAACGGAAUGGCAAGAGAAGAAUGAGUAGAAAAUUUAAAGCAAAACACACAUACACACACACAUACACAGGAAAGCUCGAAAAGCCCGCCAGCCGGCAGAGUGUGUGUCAGAGAGUCAGUAAAUGCCGCGACACGGAUACCCGCACGCGCUAGCUUGAUAAGGUUAGUUUUUAGAGUGUUUAGUAUGUUAAGUAGGAUUUUUCGAAGGACUCUCCCCCCCCCACCCCCCAUCCAACUAGCCCCUCCACACCCUAGCGUUCACUCUCAGAUUUUUUUCCCCCAAUUUUCCCAAAUCAUUUCCCACAAAAUGCACAGACUCUUCUGUUGUGUCUGUAUGUGUGGCUUGUUUUUUGUUUGUUUUCAUUGUCCCGUUGUUUUAGAUUUGACUUUCACAACCACAGCGUGUUAUUGUAUUAUUUUCAUAUAAUUUUCUGUUUUUGAGUUUUACUCUCCACACGUGACGUGUGUUUAUCGCGUUUUUCACAAUAGUUCUUCCAUUUUAGUUUUUUUUUUACUUUUUCUUCCACUUUUGUCCUUGGUGUGAUUGUGAUAGCGCUUAAUGUUGGAAGAACGCGGUACGAAAAGAACGGUGUUCUCUAGGAAAAGUGAAUCUAGAAUGAAUGCGCAAACAGAUGAUCGAAACAAUGUGAGCAAAGAAAAGUGAAGCAUAGAAAAUAGAAGCAAAACUUCCAACCCAGUCUCUCCCUUUCUCUGAAAAAAUGAAAAGCUUCUGAGUGCAUUUGCCGCACGAGCGACGAACAUGCGUCUCGUGUUAUUAUUUUCCUCGUGUACGAAUUCAUUUCCAAUUAGAUUCGUUAGCAAAUCGCGUUGAAUUGAGUUUUGUUUUGUUUUUUUUUUUUUGCCUCUAUUAAAUGCUCGUUAGAAAUUAGUCCACUUUUGCGUACACGAUCGCAUAAGCCGAUCGUAUGCCCCUCCUCUAUCCGCCUCCUUUUUUAUCCUUCCAUGUGUCCCCUCUCUUCUUACCCCGAUUCCUCGCUUGACGAAACAGUGAACGUUUACGAAGAUAAGAUGUGAAUGAAUUAGGAUUAUUCAAGAGAGAAAAUGAAAAGAUCGGGCCCCGUCGCCGCCAACACUCCACACACUCCACACACACAGACAUGGUGGCGACGUGGUGCCCCCCCCGAACGCGGCGCGUAACGAACAUUUGCGGAUAAAAUAAAUGGAUCAUGAGUGUGUAGUACCGAGCAAGGCCCUUCUUGAAGCUGAAACCGAGUGCGUCCUGCGUCCGUACAGUUAGGGGAAAUUAAUGAGAAAACAAAACAAAAGUGCUCCAUCAGCGAAAUUGGCCAUUGUUUGUUGCUGUUUUUUUUCCACUGUUUUCUCUCCUACCUCUUUUUCACCCAUAUCACAUUUGUAAUGUUAAAUUGUUUUAGUUCUCACUGACUCUGCGAUGUAAGUGUUUUCUUUCUUAUUAUUAAUAUUGAUUUAUCUCCCUUUUUUCAUUUUUCAUUCUUACUCACUGGUUACUUUUGUGUUCUUUUAUUUUCAGUUUGCUCUCUGUUACUCUGUUAUUCCGUUGCGACAUGUGCAUUUUCCUAAAGCUGCCGCUGCUACAUCCCUUUUUCCCGCACACUCAGACUGGCGAGUCCAUCGUAGUGGCGAAUACAAUACAAAAAACAAAAAUAGGACAAUUGUGCCUUUAUCACAAUUUGAUGCGUGUUGCGUUUGGCCAGCAAAAAAACCAACCAGCAAGCGAAGUGAACAAAACUGUCACAAACACAAUAUUAUGAUAAAAGGAAAACGAAAGAGAAAGCGAAAACAGCAAUAGUUUUGAAAAUUCACAUAAAACACACACAAAACAAAAACGGCAAAGUAAACGGAAGAAAACAAAAACAUCUCAAACUUGUUAAUUGGAAGCAAAAUGCAUAACUAAAAAGCACAAACAAAUUUGAAGGAGAAAAAAAGAGCUACACACUGCAAAAACAAGCAGCCGAGAAGAUAGUGGAAAUGAAUGGGAGAAAAAGACGAAACCAAAAGAUGCGAAAAACAAAAGCAAAACCACAUAAUAACAUACUUUUUCUACACAAAUAUUUUUGAACGUCCUUUUUUCCACCGUUGUUGAAUUUUCAUUCAAAAAUACCCCCAAACAAGCAAACAAAAAAGGAAAAUGGGAAGGUGUGCCCAAUAGUGCACAGUUUACGAACCUUAUAGUACUAUAGUACUAGAGACAAAGGAACUGAGGUUUAAGAGAGAGAGAAAGGAAAACAAACGGCAAAUAAGAAGACGCUUUUAUGCAUUCACACUUGCCAUUAAAAACAACAACGCAACACAACUGUCAUAACUGUCGAAAUCGUUACGAAUAUUCAUGAAGAACGGGAAGAACGAAACAGAGAACCCUGGCCCCGCAUUGAAGCACGUUGAAACACUGAAACGAUCGUACUGAAAAGCAUAAUCUUUUCGCCAUAUUGUCAAUCCAACCAGCCGCUCGAUCAUCGUUUGCUUAUGAUUUUGCCUCACUCUCACACAAAUGUAAUCACAAAUCUAAACAAAAGCAGACGGAAAAACGCCCUAUAAUCACAUACAAAAGCUACGUAACGUAUAUAUUAUCACGUAUAGAAGUAAUGAAUGAAAGGACACAAAUUAAAUCGAAGGAUCUGUUACGCGGUAGGAGCUAAAGCAGAGCUUGGGCGGAGGUUAGCCAAAUACAGUGGAAUAUUAUUAUGCUUAUUUAUAGGACACACAAAAGAGAGAGAGAGAGAGAGCACGCGAAAGAGUGAAGGGAUGCACGUACGCUAUGUGAUAAUAUGUUUCAUGCUGUGAUACAGAGUAAAUAGAGUCUCUUGCCCUGUUUGUCUCUUGUUUGCCUGCUACCAUUGCCACUACUACUAGCACACUACCAUUCCCUACUGCUUAAUGAUAAUUUUUAGUAGAAACUGAACCUAUAAUAACGUAAAUUUUAUUCCUUUUUUUUGGCUCUGAAUCUUCUCCUGAUCCCAGAUCUAAGUCGAUCAGUUAUAAUAAUCAUUAGCAAAAUUCAUACGAGAAAGAGGACAGAGAAAAAAGGGCGAAGCAAGAAAACCCUAUCGCUCUCUCUCUCUCUCUAUCUCUCUAUCUCUCUAUUGCACUAUAAAUUAACGUUGUUUUGAACACAUCUAUAUCGAAAUCGUUCUAUCGUUAGUCACAGUUUAUUAGCGUACAUUUUUACCCGUCGAAAAACAAAAAGACAAGACUGAUCAUACUACCCUUAGCUAAACGUAGCUAAUAAUGAUCACCUUCAUGAUCGCUUUCUGCUUGUUUUCAUCUCCUAACUCAAUUCUCCAGGGCAGUUGUACUACAUCUUUGCUUUCUUAUCAUUUGUUUCGUCCAUUUAUUCCCCCCUAAAAAACCCCCGGGGAGAUUUCCCUAUUGUGAAUACUAUUGCAUACUUUUGUACAAAGUAUAUUACUACAUCGAUCGAUCGCGUUACCGUCUCCUUCUGGUAUGGUUUUCUUUCUGUUCUUCUGUAACUUUCCCUUCCACUGAUUGGAUUGCAGUAUGAGCACAUGAGGUUUGGUUUUGCCGUUAGUGCGAUCGUAUCAGUGCAAAACACAGCAAAAAACAUCGCAUGAUCAUUAAACACUCUACUAAAAACUAAAAUGUAUACAAAAUGUGGGAAAAAACGAAAAAUAACCAAAUGCGGCUGAUGUGUGUUCCCUUCUGUGCGUCGUCGUGGGUGUAGUUGUUGUUGUUGAUGUUGUUGUGUGGCAGGCAUUUGAAUUUCAAAGUGGGGUGGGGGUGGGGUUGUGUAGGUGUGUAGUUGUUGCGUCGUCAAAACCACAUGUUACAAAUAGAAAAGAGAAAAAAUGCUCUGUGUGUGUGUUGAGUGUGUGUGUUUGGUGUAUUUAGAAGAGAAUAGCUCGCACACAACGCACACUUUAUGAAUUCCCGAUAAAACGAUUUGAUGAACGAGAGACAGACAGAGAGAGAGAGAGAGAAAACACAGAAACAAAUCCAAAACAUUCUUCCAUAGUUUGCGUUUCGCACACAAAAGCUAGUACGGCUCGUAAAAAAAAGUGCACGCGAGUUACUGAUAGUACAGCGAUAGUACUGAGACUUAGUAGUGGAGUAGUAGUGGAGCCUCUUCCAACGAACAAACAAACAAAAGCGCAUAACAUGGCCGCAGCGUGACGGGACACAGCAUUUGAUUUGUUCGCAAACGGCCGACGGUCGUUUUUGUUAUUGCUUGUGUUUGGGUGCUUCCACCACCACCACCACCACCAUUCUUCACCCCAAACCAACUACCCAAACGAAGCAAACCAAAACAAAACAAACACAAACAAACACUCUCUCUAGCAUAGUGUGUAGUGAAAAAAACGGAAUAGCACGAAACACGAAAAUCACACAACUACGAACAUAAAGGGAAGGCAGCGAACAGGGCAGCGAUUAUUAGGUUGGCAGCCAUUGGCGCACGGUUUCUUGCACGGUGAUUUUUUCGAACCAUUUUUACCUUUUACCUUUAAAAAAAAAGGGAUAAGACAUACUCUGGAGGGAAAAGGAGAUGGAAGAUCGGCCGGAAUGGUUUAAUGCAGGUCAGGUUACAAAUUUUCCACCCCUUAACACACAAACACAGCGGACAGCGCACGUAGGUAGUUUCUGUGUCUGAGUGUUUGUGACUGUCUGUGAGUGUGUGUGUGUGUAGGUGAUCGAAGUAGCUAGGUAGUAGUAGGGCGCUCCGGGUGAAGAAUCUGGUCACUCGAUAAUAGGGGAAGGAUUGUUUCAUGACACCGCGCAGUAGCCGCUGACGUAGCAGUAGUAGCAGCAGCAGCAGCAGCAGCAGCAGCAGCAUGUAGAAGCAGCCGAAAGCAGAAGGUGUAGUAGUAGUAGUCGCUUUAGUCGAUUUAGACGAGAUAUCCUAGAGUCGAGCCCCGGCGGCAGUGAAAAUGCCGGGUACACGUGGGGUUUUUUGUGGUUUUUUGACUUUUUAUUACCACACACACACAUACAAAAGCUCUAGAAGAGAACAGGGAGUAGAGAAAGAGAAAGAGUGAAAGAGAAAAAUAGUGUAGUGCAAAGCGCCAGAUUAGACAAAAGCAGACAAACAAACAAAACGUUCGGGUUCGCGUAGUAUCGUGCUAUCGUGUAUCGUGUAGUGUGGUGUGUGUGUGCGUAUGUAGCCGUUGUCUUUAAGCGUGUGUUUGUAGUGUUGCAGUGAACGUGCGUUAGCGUGUAGGUAGAGGCAGUGUUUGCUAGGGCGUGUUAGUAGACAAAAUACAGACGGCAAAACACAGAGACAAACCUGAGCAAACCCCGUGAAAUGCGCCACCACGGUGCGAGAAUGCGAAUGAGAAAUGAGAUCUAACUGAAGUCUGAGUGUAGUCUGAUGAAAUGUUUUACUUUGUUGUAAUUUUUCACUUCUUUGUUUUGCAGUCCGUUGCCACCACCAUUGACGGGCCCUUUCACAUGAGUAGUAGUGGUGUACCAAGUUCAUCAAAGUUCGUAGUAGGCCGUGGAGCUGGUGCGCACGAGUAUAGGAGCCGUUGUUGUUGAAGGAAUUUUUGGAGUAGAGCGAACCGGAGCUCGGUGUUUGUUGAUUGGUUUAGUUUUACGUACAUUUGGAAUUAAUAUUAUUGUAGUAAUUUUUACAUUUCAAAUUGAAUGAAAUGUGGUUCGUUUGUUGCUGUUAGUUUUCUUGAAAACAAACUUUUCGUUAAAUUAAGAAGAAAAAAACACAAAAUAACAAAUAAACUGAAAGAGAAAGAGGUAAAAUGGAAGAGGUAAAAGAAAGAGCUAAACUGACAAGAAGAAGAAUGAAUGCAAGAGCAUAAAAAGAAAAAAAGCAGAAUAACAACAAAGCAGAUUGAAUUGCAAAACAAACAAACAAAAAAACGAAUGGAAGCAAAUUGGACGACAAAAUUAGCAACAGUAGUAAACAAAAGACAACAAACAAGAAAUGUGUAACUGAAGCACCGAGACACGAGCGCACCGCGAGAAUGAGGGAAGUAAAAAUGACGACGUGUAUAAAGCAAAAGCGCUUGGUAAUGGGCUGAGUAUGCACUAACCUCCGAAUGGCGAAACUGUCGUUAGAAUAGGCAUAGAGAAGAAGAGGAAAAAUGAAAAACGAAACCAAAUACACACACACACACACAUCCACACGCGAAUGUUCGAUGUAUUGGCUGAGUGAGUUUCGGCAUUUUGCGCCAGCAAAGUAGUGAAAAGAGCGCGCGCGUGUUUAUCGUUGUAAAAGGGGCGCCCCAACACAAAACCAAACCCACUCACCACCAUCCGCACAGCGAACAGGAGAAGAAAAAAAACACAUGAAAUGAUCCCGCAAGCCGGCAGUGUAGGAGUAGUUUUACUUAGGAUUAAGAAAAGAAGCAAAGUGAAAAUGAAAAACAAAACUCUUAGCGCGUAUUUAUGUAGAGCCGGUGUAACGUAUUACAGUAGAGUGUGUGUGCGUGUGUGCGGAAAGGCACACUGGGGCCGUGGAAAUGACGUCCCGAUCCGGACGGAGGAGGAGAAUAGAAAAGAAUCGCAAGAUUCCGAUCGUCCGAAAGAGCCGAUGAACAGCGUGGAAAGAGAGACAGUGGGCAAGAUGGCGGUGUGAUGUGGCUUAGGAUUAAUGAAAUGAAAUGAAAUUUUUGCUAGUUUGUAAGAACAUAUUUAGGGUAAAAAAUUGUUUAGAGUUUAAAAAAGGAGGGGGCAGCACUCACACAAAGGCAGCAACCCGUGCGUAGCAAACACGCAACCUAAACACUUGCGCUGCGCGCCACAGUAGUAGUAGUAGGAAGGCGUGUGGAUGAUAGGCGAACGUUUGGAGUGCUUCCGGGUUCCGGUACUUGUGUUUGGCUUGCUCUGCUGGCGCAACAGCACGAGCACGAGCACACGUGGGAAGAGCCACAACAGUGUGUGUGCAAUUGCUGUUAAGGUUAAGUUCUACUUCCAAUUCCAUCAUUUCGCGCCCUACUACAGCUAUACAGCUACCAGCUUGCGAUUUACGCCAUCAUUUACGUCGCGUUCCUUAGAAGCCACCCCUGUUGGUCUAGUGGUCCUGCCUGUCUCUCUCUCUCUCUCUCUCUAUCUCACAUACACACUCUUGUACUUGCCAUACAUUACUGCACGCUUUCACGGGGAAAUGCAAUUGAAACCGAGGAAAAGAAAGAAAGGAAAUAUUUAGCACCAUAAUGAUGUCGGUGUGUGCAUGUGUGUGCAUGUGUGUACGAUAGGAAGAAAGUAAAGAAAAGGCUUACGGGGAAUGUGAAUCUAUCUAUUUGUUGAACACCACCGCUUUUCCGCUUUUCCCUUCCGCUUUUCGUUUGUGUGUGCCUCUCUGUAAGCAGCAGCAGCAGCAAAAGCAAACCGAAAGCAAAAUGUUAUUAUUAGCAAUGCAAAAGAAAAGUUAGGUGAAAUUAAAUGAGUAAACGAGCAUGAUUGAAACGAGACGAUUUUAGGAGAAUGGAGAAAAUGAGAAAGAGAUAGGAAGACGGAGAGUAAGUUAGAAAGUAAACCGCUGCAUUGAAGAAACAAUGAAGAAAUCAAGAGCAAGCCUCAACAAUCGUAAUUCUUCCUGCACAGAUUCACAAACACAGACACAAACACAAACACACACACAGAUACAGACACAGAAACACGAACGCAAAGACGAGCGAUACGCGAUACGAUAGUGCGCAGCACACAACGGCGCAAGUAAGGAGAGGAAUGAGGGAGUAUAAACGAAAUCAGGAAUUUUUCAUACCACAACAAAACGAAGUUAAACGCGACUCAAGUCACCUCAAACACACUGCAACUUCCGCAUCACAUUUGUCCUAUCAGGUUUUUUUUCCCCCCACAUCAACGUUUGUUGCAUGUUUUGCGCAAGCAGCACACCACGUGUGUGACGCAUGGAUGAGAAACACGUGCUACACGAAGAUCGUACCGCGAACUGGCGGGACGAAAGAGAAUUUAAAUUUGACAGUAAUGAUACAGCUUAAACACAUACACACACACACACACACACAUACACAUACACACUCAUAAUAAUUACAAUAUAUUAGAAUGAAGAAAAAUUUAAAUGCGAACGGGGCUUCCACCUUCGGUUCUGUUUUUAUACAAGAUAUGGCGGAUUUUUCGAUGGAGGCGCGCGCAUUGGUGUGUUGAAAAUGGAUUAAACAAGAGAGGAAAAAACACAUACCUACACACUCAUAUAAGAGAGCAAACACAGUAUCAAACGCUCGGCUUUUGUUUGCUCUAAAAACAAGAAGAAGAAGAAAAAGAUAAGGAUAAAAAAGAAGAAGCAGAAGAAGAAGAAGAAGAAGAAAAAGAAGAAGAAGAAGAAGAAGAAGAAGAAGAAGAAGAAGAAGAAGAAGAAGAAAAACAUCCUAUUGUGCUUUGGGCUGGAAUGCUUUUGGUUUGCAGAUCGUUACAUUACACAGACAAACACAUACAUACAAACACACACACACACACAUUAACUUCUAACGAUCUUCUUGACUCACUUCCGGAAGCCGGAUGUAAAAAGACGGAAACAAGAAAACUAAAACGAUAGAAAAAGAAGAAGAAUUAAUGUUUGCAGAUUAUGCUGCAUGCUGCUUAUAUGUUGCGUCAUUAAGAAUUAACACAUACAAACACACACUUACACUGCGAAAAAAGGAGAGAGAGAGAGAAAAGGAAGCAGAAAACUUAUUUUUGGUCUUAUUUUCAAAUCGCCUAGUGUGUAAGGAUGUUAAAUGAAAGUAGCAGUAUAAAUGAACAAAAAAAAACACAAAGCAUGAUCAUGUGUGUGUGUGUGUGUAUGUUUGGUAGUUACACGUUGGAGGUUCACAGGAAACCGGCGGAGGAAUAAAAUGCACUCUCGAAGGAGAACAAUACGAAUAAGCAAAACUGAUUUACUGAGCAACCACUACACCGCUCAGCAGGCGGGAAACGGAAAAGAGAGACAGAAGAGAAAUGCUUAAAGCUCCCCAGCUAGAGGGAGACCGCAGUAACCCUACCCGGCGAAGGAAGUAGCAGGCAGAAGGGAGAUGUGCGAUUCGUAAUGGCCGAGGAUUCGAGACAGUAGUAGUGAACACAUAAACAAACAUACGUACACGCACACACACAUACACACAUGAAACACAAAAAACACCUAAAAGUUAAGAUGUUAGUUGCAGACACGGUGUCGAGAAAAUGUAGAGUGCGGAACGGCCGCCGGCGAAAUCACCGCGCCUACUGUUGUAAGCGCAGAUAGAAGUAGUAGAUUAAAAUUGAGAAACGCAAAACCAACAAACAAAAAACAACCAAAAAUUGGUUUGAAAACCUCAACCUACCAAAAAAAAGAAAGAAACACAAAACAAACAGACAAACAAAUAAAUGAAAAUGCAAUGACAAAACAACAAAGAAACAAAAACACACUCACACACAAGAAAUCGUAGUAGUAACAAAGAGAGACAAACAAAAUGCAGAAACGUUGUAGCCUGUAAGGAUAAUGGGAUGUUGAAAUCGAAAAAAAAGAGAAGAGAGCGAGAGAGAGAGAGCGAGCGAGUGGGAGAGGGAAGGACAGUUAAAUGAAGAUGAAAAAUGAGAAAAAAGAACCUUUAGCUGCUAAGUGAAACGAAGAAACGCAAACAAAACAAAACAGAUGAAACACAGAACGCAGAAAAUGCACUCACACACACACACACACACACACACGUACACAAGAUACAGAAAUUUAGCUUUUAAGAGUAAAAACAAAAAAAAAAUGAAACAUGAUGCUGAACAAAACAGAAACAUGGAAUGAGUAAAUUUGCGGCACGGAAUAAAAGGAGAAAGUAAAUGGUCA
Messenger RNA from Anopheles arabiensis, 14380 nucleotides. It is a transcript of the gene shep, whose product is annotated as protein alan shepard. NCBI's taxonomy places the organism in Eukaryota, Metazoa, Arthropoda, Insecta, Diptera, Culicidae. Gene Ontology annotation, cellular component: ribonucleoprotein complex; cytosol; nucleus. Gene Ontology annotation, molecular function: mRNA 3'-UTR binding; poly(U) RNA binding; poly(A) binding. The transcript is spliced from 12 exons. The record is from RefSeq and is a predicted model, not a curated record. Bases 583 to 2283 code for a protein of 566 amino acids.